AUGCCCACAGUGUAUGACCCAGACAUGAAUGUCUAGUGUGCUCAUACUGCAGGCUGGACUCAUGUUUCUAACGUUCACUGUAUUGGUUGACAAAAAAAAGGCACGUCCCCCCUCUCUGAAAUGCAAUCCUGGAGAAAAAAAAAACGCAACAAAAAUGGACCCGAUAACUUUAACAACGGGGUAGGAAGAGAGAGAAAAAAGCGUCUGGCAGCAGUCGAUAUUAAAAACAUGCAGAGGGAGACAAGCUCGGGGCCUUCCAGAGUCAGGAAAAAGACUUCGGAGAGCUGCAGACAGGAGAUGGGUAUGGCAAUUCUAUUUUCCCCCUGCCCAUUGAUUUGUAUAUGAAAACAUAGCGCUUUUAUUCUCCCCCCUUCUGGGCUCUGCUUCUGAGUGAUCAGCUGAUGAAGAGACUAGCAGCUCGCCGCUAUGCUGGCUUGCUAAUUCUCUCCCCCACAGCUGCAGCCGAUCCUGAUAGCCAGCCUGCAGAUUGCACUCAGGUAAAUAUCCUUCUCCUUGUCCUUUUUUCUCUCCCCCUCUCUUCUCAGACUCUGGAUUCAGCCAGGCUAGAUCGCAUGGGAAGAGAGGAAGAGAUGGAUAAAAUGUGUGUGUGUGUGUGUGUGUGUGUGUGUGUGUGUGUGCUGGGGGGGAAGAGUGUCUGUGAGUUUAUAUGUGUGUGUGUGAGGGAGAGCAGAGCAGAGGAGGGGGGGUGAGGAAGAGGGGAGUGUGUAGGUGUGUGUUGUAACAGAUGAGAGGGAAUCUUUGCCAGAUUAGUCAGGGAAGAGGCAGGCUUGUUAGGAGAAAAGGCACAGGCAUGGAGCAUCACAUGCACACACACACAGACACACUGACAGGCUUCCUCUCACACAUGCACACAGUCAGACAGGCUCUCAGCUGCGUUUUACAUCUUUGAGGAUUACCCUCUAUCCCUCCAGUAUUCCUCUGGAACGAUUGCAGCCCCUUAGAGAGAGAGAGUAGCGGGGCUUUCAAAGCCCACAUUUUGAGCCGAGCGAUGAUGAUGAUGAUGAUGAUGAGCAGGAUUCCUAUUGUUGCCUCCUCUCAGUCAAUAAUCUGCCAUGUCUUUUGGUUUUGCAAGUGCAGCCAUGCCUUCCUUCUUGUUUCUGUCUCAGAGUGUCUGUAUCACCUUCGUUCCUAUUGCAUUAUUGUUUUACAGUUGUGUUGCUGCAUGCUCAUGCUUCUGUUCCCAUCUCAACUGUGUGCAAAAUUCAACAUUUCUGCAUACUUUCUUCUCCGUCCUUGAGAAAUAUUCUUUAUGUAAAAGCGCAUGCUCAAUUUAUUCUGUGAUUUGAGAGCUGCUGCUGUGUGUACUGUAAAAGCCUGUAAGAUUGAUGCAUCAAUAUUCUGCUAGGAUUGGACAGCAUGCUUUUUCUGUUUCCUCCCUCCCUCCUCUCUCCAGACGGGGAUGCUGCUGCUGCUGCUGCUGCUGCCGCCGCUGCUCUUGCUGCAUGCAUACUCAUGUUUCUGGCCUCUAAUUGCCUUUGUGGAGAAUAAAGUGGUUGCAGCAGACAUUCGAAAAUGAAGCGAUGAAAUGGUUGAAAAUAACUCAGGAUGCGGCAAGCGCCUGUGUCGGGCAUCAGAUGCGUAAAAUCCUGUUUCUUUCUCAUUUUUUUGUGACAAACGAGUUAAUAUUUACUGCAUUUUUAGCGUAAAAAGACACGGCGUCCUUAAAUCUAUUCACAUCUCAUGGUGCAUUUAUAAAAUAUGAUGCCUCCCCCUUAAUAAUCAUCUAACAUCAAAGCCUCCGGAUAAAAUGGUCUGUCCUGAAUUUGCAGAGACAGCACAAGCAGUGGGGUCGCUUGCGUUCACGCUGAUUCGGAUGCCAUUGUGAAAGAGAGAUAAAUAAACCCUUCUUCAUUAAAAAACAAAACCAUACUCUGAAAUGCUUCAACCGCUGCCAAAACUGCUCAUUAGCACAGCGGCUUGAUUUUUAGUGUUUGAGUCUUAAAGCUUGCCGCCUGGAGUCUGUUUUUGCAGCACAUUGAAUGUUUGAAAUUUUCUGUGUAUCAGUUUCUCAGCGUCAAAUCUGACAAAAGAAAGUCAAAGGAUGAAUUUUGAAUGAAAAUCAGCCAGGUCUACCUCCUCAGCUCUCAUAGUCCUUCUAAUCAUAAUCUAUUAUCCAGACAACAAAAGCAAGUGCAAGCUUUGAGUGUUCACUACCUGUAAUUUUUGCCUGCUAUACGUUUGAGUUUUAUUUUUGGUCUCCACACUUAUCGCCGUCUCUUUCUGCAGCCUGAGUCCACAGAGAACGGUUCCCUGGAGGAGAUGGAAGAAGACAUCAGUCUGAAAAAGCGCAAGAGUGAUCAACCUGGAGAGAAAGAACUGCAGGGCAAGCAGGAGACAGGUGAAAAGGUCAAGAGGAAGCGAGGACGCCCACCUGCAGAGAAGCUGCCACCGAAUCCUCCUGAACUCACCAGGAUGCUCAGCACGCUGGUAGACAUGGUCAUCAACUACAAGGACGGGUGAGUGCGCUCAGUUAUCCGUGCAUUUUGUUAUAUCACUCCAAUGCAAAUAUAUUUACUGUUCGCUGAGGAAGCACGCUUCAUCAUUUGAUGGUUUGCAGUCAAUUGAAAAAAGUGCAAAAACAGAAUAUCGCCUGUUAAAACUAAAAAUAUGUAAUGUUUUAUGAAAAAACAUCUUCAUUUUAAAGCUCCUGAAAGGAACUUUCGGUUUGUAUCUACUUUGGCGCCCCCUGUGGACAAAGUCAGACAAAAAUCAGACGAGGCAAUAAAUGUUUAUUUUUUUACCGCAGUGAAGUUAGUUUUAGGUUGGAUAUUCAACAGACAUUCACUGUGGAUCUAUCGGUGUCUUCUCACUCUCCAUAACCGGGAAUAACAACAGCAGCACGGUUAAAUCUACUCAGCACUCUCGCUGUCAACGUCGGGUGUUAAAUAAGGGACCGUCAAUAAAUUACCGGUUGAUGUUCUCAAAAAAGGCUGUUUUCUUUCAAUAGCUUCAAUGUCAUGUGACCAAAAGACCUAAAAUUGAUUUAAUAAUAGUACUUAUGUUGACUAAUAAGACAAACAUUAUUAGAUCAAUUUUCAUUGUGCCCCUCAAGUUCUUUGUGUGCAUCUUACCUCUUCAACUUUGGGGCACAUGUGCUCCUUGUGAAAAAAGUUAGUAUCAAGCCCUGUUGGUUAUCCUUUACGUACUGAAAUUGUGUCCUCUGACAAAAAUCAAAUUGCUGACUUUUGACAGUAAAAUGUUUAAUUUUUGUGAUGAUAUAAUGUCAAAGGUUUUUUUUUUAAAAAAGGGCUCUACUGACACCUACCCUCUUGCCCUUGUUUCAGUAAAAAAAAACCUCACUCCGUCACUGGUGGUGUAUCAUAUAAAAAAGCAUCAAUGAGUUGAACUGUAUUUUAAAGAUCAAAAACUUCUCACAGGAGCCUCAAAUUUGAUAUCCUUUGUCAUAAUUUUACUUCACGAUGCAUCAGGUGUUGUAAAUCAGGACUUCUCUAAAGCCAGUUUAGCGCUGUGUUGUUUUAAUUAGUUAAAAUGCAGUUUGACAUCUUCUCGCUGUAUUAUGCAAGGUCCUCCUCCCUGAGAAAGGCAUUGUCUGGAUUGGAGCAUGUUUCGCUCUAAGAUCUGAAUAUUUUGGUCAGCCUUCUCAGAUGUGGGUUUGGGGUUAGCGUUAGGGUCACUUUUGCACGUCAUGGCGGGUGGUCCCCCUUCUUUUUAGAGUGGAGGAUGUAGUAUCCAUCAUUUCCAAAUGAAUGUCACAUUUUGAAUUGUCAGACCACAGCACAGUUUGUCUUCUCCUCAGCCCGUCUCAAAUGAAAUCAGGCCAGCAUGUCUGGAUCAUGUUAGAAUAGUUUUCUCUCUGCAUGGUGCAGGUUAAGCCUGAAUUUGUGAAUGCAGUAACAAACUGUGUUUACAAACUGUGCUUUUUGGAAGUGAUUUCGAGCCCAUGCAGUGAUUUCAACUUCAGAGUUACAUCUAAAGUGACCCCAGCCUUACAUGUAACCCUAACCCGAAUGCAGCACUGCUUUAGAGCCUUCAGUUCACAGCGAUGCAACAUUAGUUGCUGGUCUUGGCCCUUUUGUACACACUUUCUGAUAUUAUGUACUGCAGAUGAUGAAAUCCCCACAUUUGCUUAACCUCACCCUGAGGGAUUUGCUCACCCAGUCUCUUACAAAGUGGUGAACUCUUACCAUCUUUCCCUUUGAAAGACUCAGCCUCUCUGGAUGUCCUUUUAUACCCACUCAUGUUUCUCACCUGUUGCAAAUUUGGGUUAGGGUUAUUGUUUUUAGUUGUUUUUAUGUUUGUGUCUUACCAAAAUGAGGUUAAGUGAACUGUCACGUGGUGUUUCCAGGUUGGGUCGACAGAUCAGCAAAGGCUUCGUGCAGCUCCCUUCAAAGAAAGAGGUACCAGAGUACUACGAGCUGAUCCGGAAACCUGUGGACUUCAGGAGGAUCAGGGUAAGAGUCACUGAACACGCUCACAGCACAGAUCUCAACCGGGAUUUUAAACUCAAAAAAGAAAAAGAAAACUCUGACAGACAUGUCCUUAGAUUGGUGGUAAAUGUCCCUUCAAUCUAAGGACAUAAUAACUUUUUGAAACAUUCAUUUCAAUGUAUAAUAGAACUCCAUUUAGAUACACAGAAAAUGCAAAAAGGCCCAAAAAGUCAAUCUGGUCAUCACAGGAAAGUAUUACAAAAAUUGCUGGUUUUGAAACUGAUCUGAAAUCUGUUUUGUUUUAAUUAGAAAAGCUAAUAUGCUGUUAAAUUAUCAUUGAAUUCUCUGUAACUGAACAGGUAUGGCUCUGUAUGUACUCUGUUUAUCGGAUUAUUGUGGUUGUUUUGGGGUCAAACACUGGCCACCACCUCCACUGACACAUGAAGAUCCGCCGGGCUGCUCUCGGUCAGCACAAGCAAUCUCCACCUUCCAUUUCCAGCUCCCACACACUACCUUGUUGUGACAUUUGUCACAAGUGUUCUUAGUUUGUGUCUCCUGUAGUUUCCUCUACACUCUGCGCUAGCCUCUCCUCUCCUCUUCUCUCCUCUCCUGCAUCAUCUGCUGUGCGGUUUCACUCUCGCGGACAAAGCAAAGUUAAUUUGCGAGCCACAUUAUAGAGUUAUUUCUGUAUCACCCUCAGAAGUGUCACUGUCAUAUAAACCCUCAAGUAAUCAGAAUAUGUCAUUGUCUGAGCCGGCCCCUCUGUCAGACUGAGCCUCAUCACAGCUCUGCAGCAUGACUCUGUCACAGUCGCCCUCCUGAUUGAUGAAACAUCACUCUGAUAGUGCUGUUGUUUUUAACUAAUUUGUGUUAGAUUAGAGCUAAAGCCAAAUUAAGGUUUGUAAAUGUGCACUAAAAACAUUUAUGAAUCUACCAUAACUUAGUGAACUGUAGAGGAUGUGCAGUGAUUUGUGAUCUAGGAUGUUUUCUGCUUCGACCAAGACUGAGAUGCUUCUCGAAAAUUUAGAUCGGACAUGUUUUAGUCGAGGCUUCCAGUAAAUUUGUCAUCUGUUGUUACACCGAGGAAUUCGUGCUCAUAAACGCUUUCUAUGUAUGUGUAUUUGUACUUGACCCUUAAUUUUAAACUUCCCAAACACCAAGAUUCUCUUUUUUUCCAUUAUUAAAUGAUUAUUUAUGUGUGAUUGUAUUACCAGAAACCAAAAUCGUUGUGUCAUUAGCAAACAAUACAACUUCAAUAUUUCUGGUACUUUUUGUAGCCUUUUAAUGCCUGACACCACAAAUUAUGGCCAGAAAAUUAGAUUUUUUAGGAGCUGAAAUUUUUUAUUUUACUUACUACUGAAAAUCAAAAAAAUGUCCUUUAAAUUGAACAAAUAUUUUUAUUUUUCUCAUUUGGUACGUUAGAUAUUUUUGGAAACUGAUAAACUACAAGAGGACAUUUUUAUCAUUUAUCUGACUGUAUUCAGGUUUUUAUUAGUAAUUUGUUAAUCAGAUUGAUUUGAUAGAAGUAUAUAAAAUUAUGUAUCAAAUAUGAUACAAAAGGCAUUGUCUGAAAAGUUUUGGUCCCAACACUGACCCCUGGGGGACGUCACAAGCAGUGUCAGAUUUAUACUCAUCCACAGAGUCUAACAUUUGUCCUGGUUGCCUUUGUGCUAAGCUGGACUCCUUGUGUUAGUUUCAGUGUGUUACAGCCUCACGUUCCCUCGUCUAAUUCUUGACAAGAAAUCUUUAGAGCAUUUGUCUGAGAAAGUUGAACAAUCUUCAUGAUGGAAGUCUCAGUAAUGGGGGGACUGUGUCUGAGUUUGUGUUUUGGGGAUAUAUAUAUAUAUAUAUAUUUCUGCUUUGUCUUUUAUUUUUCCUCUAUUUCUCGUAAUGGUCACUUUGAUGGUUUUUAUACUCCCCCCUCUGCUUCACAGGAACGUGUUCGUAAUCACAAGUACAGGAGUGUUGGAGAUCUGGAGAAGGACGUUUUCCUCUUGUGUCACAACGCUCAGACCUACAACCUGGAGGGAUCUCAGGUGAGCCCCUCAGGGAUCUAUUAUCUGACCUGACAGCUUCAAAAUUGUGUUUCAUAACUGUCGUGUCAUUAAGAUCUCCUUUGAAAGGCCGAGGUCUCAUUUGCUCUGAGUUUUCAUUAUGUGUGCUUCUCUUUUCUGCCGCAGAUCUAUGAAGACUCGAUUGUUAUUAAGUCGGUUUUCGAGAGUGCAAGACAGAGAAUCGUCACAGACGCAGAGGCGCAGAAAGAAAGCGUUAGCACCAGCCACAGCGAUAAUGGCGGCAGGGCUGAAGACCAAUUUGUUCCAACAGCAGGUGAGAUUUAAAAUCAUUAGAGUUUCUAUUGAAGAGUUGUGUGUUUUGUUCUGUUUUUCUUUUACAAGCCUGUUUUUUUAAACUAACUUUUUAAAGUCUAUAAAAAAUUCCUGUUUUUCUUUUUCUGACGCCAGUGAAAGCGCUACCAGAAAAGCCAAAGAAGAAGGAGAAGGAGGAGAGUAGCAGAAAUACCAAGGAGAAGAGUCUUCACAGCGGUUUAGACGGCGAGGAAGAUCUAGAGGAUAAAACCACAAAAGAUGAAGGCUGAAUUGAACGGCCUUUCCUUUUUUUGUACUCCUGUUCAUACCCUCUCUUCUCCACAUCCAUUUCAACUGUUUCUUCAUUUUCUGAGCUAAAGAAAGGUCUUUGGGGGUAAAACAAAAAAAAACAAAAAAACUACAAAUCCUCAUGGAAACCAUUUUUAUAGAUGACUCAUGCCACUCCAACACGUCUUGCUGCACAUAGUGGUCUUUCCGAUCCUUUUCUGUUUUACCCGCCUUAGUCCCUGUGAUCGCUUCUGCCGAUAUUCUGUAAAUCUCCGGUUUCACUGACUGUUUUAAUCCAUACAUUUGAUUGUAUGAAAUGCCUUCAUAUGUCUUGAAGCAUGACGUAUAUAUUUCUCUUGAAGCUGAUGGCAAUGUUAAUGAGUCAGGGCUGGAGAACCGAAGCACACGAGAGAGUCUUUUUGGAGAAAACGACGACAACAAACGAAGACUGUAAAUUUGUUCAAAUCUCUAGUUUCAUUUAGAGAUGAUACUUUCAUAAGAAAAAAGCAAAAAAAAAACAAACGUGAAAGUGUGGAGUCAAAGACAAAUUUUAGUACAAAUCGAGGUACUUUUGUCUGUUUUUGAUACUUGUUGGAAUAAGCUUGGGUCUAAUCAAAUCAAGGGUACUGAAACUGAACAUUUUUAUCCCUUGUGCUACAGUAUAUUCACAUAUUGUACAGUUUGUGUGAAAAGUUAGUAAUAUUUCUUUUCAUUGACUCUCCUGGUUGUUGGGGGAGGUUGGAAGACGUUGUUAAGACAAUCCCCGGAAAUAUGUAUCACUUCAACACUUGGCAAAUAAAUUUUACCAAAAAGUCCCC
Xyrichtys novacula (pearly razorfish) is the source of this 7821-nucleotide messenger RNA. The record is from the annotation of a GenBank genome assembly. Lineage: Eukaryota; Metazoa; Chordata; Actinopteri; Labriformes; Labridae.